AGUUCUAUUUUGCUCUUCUUUAGUAAAGCUGCUAUCAAACAACCAAAAAAUGUUCAAAUAUUUUGCUCUCGUUUUCGUGGCCCUCUUCGCCUUCGCUGCUGCCGAGCCUAAACCCGCAGUUGUCGCACCAUUGGCCUACUCUGCUCCAUUGGUGGCUUCGCCCUACGCCGCCGCCUACGCCUCUCCGUAUGCUGCUUACGCUGCUGCGCCUUAUGCCGCCUACGCUUCACCUUACGCUGCCUACUCCGCUUACCCAUACAGUGCCGCCUAUGUGCUCCGCAAAUGUUCAAUUUUACUCUACUACAGUAAAACAACAAUCAACUACAAAAUAAUCAAAAUGUUCAAAUACUUCGCUCUCGUAUUUGUGGCUCUCUUCGCCCUCGCUGCUGCCGAGCCUAAGCCCGCUGUUGUCGCACCAUUGGCCUACUCUGCUCCAUUGGUUGCCUCGCCCUACGCCGCCGCCUACGCUUCCCCAUAUGUUGCUGCUCCUUAUGCCGCCUACGCUUCCCCUUACGCUGCCUACUCCGCUUACCCAUACAGCGCCGCCUAUGUGCUCCGCAAGUAAAUGGAAUAUAGCUGAAAAAGACUGGAUAAACACCUUGAAAAUAAUUUUAGAAAAAAUAAAACAAAAUCAUA
Molecule: messenger RNA, 636 nt
Organism: Anastrepha ludens (Mexican fruit fly)
Lineage: Eukaryota; Metazoa; Arthropoda; Insecta; Diptera; Tephritidae
Product: cuticle protein 12.5-like
Exons: 4
Coding region: 50-565 (171 amino acids)
Source: RefSeq, a predicted model, not a curated record